AUGUCAUUGGCCAUCAUACCAUUCAUUACCAUCGGGUGGCUUCGGUGCACACGAAAGAGCAGAGACACUAUGAGCAGUAGCCCCGAGCCGCAGGCUCCCAUGCAUGUAACACAGAGACAGAUCUCUGUGUUCAGCGAUGAAUUUCGGCAGCGCCGCCGGCAGCAGAUGCUUCGCUUCUUUGGAGCGACGGCCUUCACACUGCUGUCCGCACGCCUAGCCUUCCGCGGCACGAUCAACCGCAAGUAUGUCCCCAAUAUGUUCCAACUGAACCAUCGCGUGCCAUUGGCUUCCAGCCAGGGCGAGGCGUUGCAUGCAUUUGCCUAUGGCUCCGGACUUGCUACCGGUGGGUUUGCAAUGCUAAUAUUGGGCACCUGCUGGCUCGCGGACGUAUCCACAGUCCCUGAGUUUUCGCUGCGAAUCAAGGCGUUGUUAGGCGAGUCUGACACACAGUCCGGGCGCCUUGAGAGCGCCCACCAGGACAAGGAGACCCGUGAGCUGGCCGCAAUGCUGGAUUCGCUUCUGCAGGAGAAGAAGGACUAG
Molecule: messenger RNA, 540 nt
Organism: Eremothecium gossypii ATCC 10895
Lineage: Eukaryota; Fungi; Ascomycota; Saccharomycetes; Saccharomycetales; Saccharomycetaceae
Gene: AIM11
Product: Aim11p
Exons: 2
Coding region: 1-540 (179 amino acids)
Cellular component (GO): mitochondrion
Source: RefSeq, marked provisional